CAAACGGCUUCAGCUGAGGUGAGCGGUCGCUCCAGUUCUGCCACCCGGAAGGACCGACUGACUGCUUUGAAAUGAAAGGUGGCGGCGGCGGCGGCGGCACGGCGGUAAACAUGGGCGUCCCCAACGUCUACGGUCUGGUGUUUGCCUGCACGUGCGGCGUGAUCCUGGGCGUCGGCCUGGGCGCCAACCUGCUGGCCUUCACCUUGUUUGCCAAGUCGCCGCGUCGGAACACUCUGGACGUCGUGCUCCUCAGCAUGGCGCUGGCCGACUUGCUCACCCUGCUGCUCAUCCCCUUUACCCUCCACUCGGCCCUCAGCCACUCGUGGCCCACGAGCGACCUUUCCUGCAAGGUCUACCAGUUCCUUCUGGCCUUGGGCCUGGCGGCCAGCACCUACUCGCUGUGCGCCGUGUCGGUGGCUCGCGCCGCCGUCGUCACCAACCCCUACCGGCCUCUGGCCACCGACUGGGCGGUCCUGGCGUUGGCGCUGGUCUGGGGCCUCAGCGUCCUCGUCAGCGUGCCUCUACGGAUGUUCGCCACCAAGGAGAGCCUGAGCCCCGACCUGGUCAGCUUCACCUUUUGCUUGCCCACCGUCCAGGAGCACCACUACCAAGUGGUCCUGAGCCAGUUUGCGCUCUUCUAUUUCAUCCCCAUGCUGGUGAUCGCCUUCAACUACGCCCGCCUGGCGCUGUUUCUCCACAAGAGACCGGUGAUGUCGGCCUCCGGCGGCAGGAACACGCGGCGGGCCUCGCUGACGGUGUUCUUGGCCGCCGCCACCUUCUCGGCUUGUUGGCUGCCGGGCUACGUCCUGGAGCUCUGCGUCUACCUGGGCCUCUACCGCCACGGACGGGCCUGGGAACUCUUCUACUUCACCUGCACGCUGCUGCAGUACCUGCACCCGUGCGUGAACCCCGUGCUCUACGUUCUGCUGUCCAAGCGAUACCGCCACAGGAGGGCGGCCUGGCGCUUCAGAUGCCGUGGCAACAGAGUGCGGCCGCAGGUCAGCAGUGUGUCUGCGGGCAGUUCUUAGACGGACGGACGGACGGACGGACGCUUCGUUGGCCGACCGGGGACAUCUGGAGCAAAAUUGAAGCUUUGCUUCAGGGCGGCACGGUGUCCGAGCCGCUAGCGCUCCUCCGAGCGACGUGAUCCGAGCCAAUAGCGCUCCUCCGAACGACGUGAUCCGAGUGGGCGAGCGGAUUCGCCCGUUUGCCGCAUCCCAAAUACAAGCGCUUGGCUGAAGGACCUCAAGCGGGAGUACGUAGUUUGUCCAUACGGGAAGACUCUAAAAAGCCCCGUCUGAAGGCAAAAAGGACAUUUGCCGUGUCAAAACGUGACAGCGCAUUUACAUUUCUUCUAGGCGGAAGAACAAAAAAAAAAGAAAAGAAAGGGAGACCACGUGGUCGCAUAUUGUGCUUGUCCUAUGGCUGUUGGAUGCUUUUGAAUGGAAAUCAAAUGAAAAUGAGCAUUUUGAAAGGAAGCGCUGAGCUGAGACCAACAGACACAACAUGUGAAAUCAAAACGUGCUCAGAUUUACAAGAUUUAAAUUCACUUCGAGUAAAAGAAUGUGUCAA
This is a messenger RNA of Syngnathus typhle (broad-nosed pipefish), 1572 nucleotides long. Its product is annotated as galanin receptor type 2. Gene Ontology annotation, cellular component: membrane. Gene Ontology annotation, molecular function: G protein-coupled receptor activity. Bases 72 to 1028 code for a protein of 318 amino acids. Gene Ontology annotation, biological process: G protein-coupled receptor signaling pathway. The record is from RefSeq and is a predicted model, not a curated record. Lineage: Eukaryota; Metazoa; Chordata; Actinopteri; Syngnathiformes; Syngnathidae. The transcript has a single exon.